AUCAACAAAAUAUUGAUCAAAGCUUAGAAUACGAUUCUAACAUAUCUAAUUAGAAGUCGCAAUUGGCUAAAUUACUUCCGGGUGCAGUGACGUCAUAAACGCCAUAUUGAUUUUCAGAAAAAAAUUCUCGAUAGGAAAUUCCGUCUUUAAUCUGUAGUAUCUCCUGAUUCAUACCCGUUUGGAGACUGAAACAGAAGCAUCUAAUGGCGCAAAGUCCUACGAGUAGUGCUGUUCGGGCACUUCAAUUAGAACUGAAGAGUAUUCAAGAGGAACCCGUCGAAGGAUUCAGGGUCAGUCUUGUAAAUGACGACAACCUUUUUGACUGGAAAGUAGCUAUAUUUGGCCCUCCAAAGACACUCUAUGAAGGGGGUUAUUUCAAGGCAGUGAUGAAGUUCCCCCAUGACUACCCUUACUCCCCACCCAGCCUUAGAUUUGAUACCAAAAUGUGGCAUCCAAAUGUUUAUGAGAAUGGAGAUGUUUGUAUUUCAAUCCUACACCCUCCAAUUGAUGACCCUCAGAGUGGAGAACUUCCUUCAGAACGAUGGAACCCUACACAGAAUGUCCGCACCGUCUUGCUCAGUGUUAUCUCUCUCCUGAAUGAACCUAACACAUUUUCACCAGCAAACGUUGAUGCAUCAGUCAUGUAUCGCAGAAAUAAAGAGUCUAAGGGCAAAGAUAAAGAAUAUGAAAAUAUUAUUCGCAAGCAGGUAUCUGCCACCAAAAUAGAAGCUGAAAAAGACAAUGUUAAAGUGCCUAUCACUUUAGAGGAAUACUGUAUAUCAAGCUCUGUACCUCGCCAGUCUGAGAGCUCCAUGGACUUUGCAGAUUUUUAUGCUGAUGAUUACAUGGACGAUGAAGAUGAUGAUGACUGUUAUUAUGAAGAUGAUGACGAUGACUCGGGUAAUGGGGAGUCAUGAUACACACUAUACGUUUUUAUUUAUUACCACAGCAGUUGACAAAUGGAGAGAUGAGAGUUUUGGAGGAAAAUGCAGUAAUUUAGAAUGUGCAGGAUGAGACGCACAAUGCAAUAUGGAUAGCAGAAAUAAGAAAAAAAAUUGAAAUUGUAUUUGCAAAGACUGGCUGUUUGGUGGAUAAGGUAUAAGAGGAGAAAUGAGAUGUUUUAUGAAAUUUCAAAAAAGGCUGGAAAUAUUUCAAAAUGUUUGCCAGAUGGACUUUGAAGUAGGAUGGCUGGUAUAUUGUAAACAGUUGUGUUCUAUGUAUUACUCACUCACUCUUCAUAUGUACAAUAUUUUGCAACAGGGAACUAGUUUGUAUAUGUGAACCGAUAGAUUGUGCUAUGUAUAUUUAUAUCAUUGUUGAUAAUUCAGAUUGUAUUGACCUUAAAUAGUCAACUCAACCACAUGACCAAUUUUUGUAGACAUGAAUUUAAAGGGCUUGGUCCAUACCCAUGUACAUAUUUCCUCCCACUUUGCAAUAGCCCUACUACUCAGUAUAUUUCUAGAGAGGUAGUGUUUUUUAGAAGAAACAGGGUCAACACACACACACUCCAACUCAUGAAUUCUUGGUAUUAAGACUAAACCCAAAAUCUGGACAUGAUUGUUUCUUUUUACGAUUUCCCAAAAUUGAUUUUCUGGGGUGUUUUUCGCUAUUAUGAGUCAUUUGAUUACCUCCCAUGAGACAUGAAUCUUAAAAACGUGAAUAGAGGUAAUAAUUGUAGAAAAGUCUGUUUUCAUUGGCCAAUGUGAUGUUCAUUUAUUGCCCGUCUCCAUGCUUUGGAAUACAGCAUCUAUGUUAUACGGUAAUGUCACUCUAUCACAUACUUGACACCUCUAUUUAAAACAGCAUAUAAGUAGGAGGGGAAUAAGCACGGCCAGAUUACAAAGAGCAAUAAUUACUUGUAGAGUACGUAUAUUGAGACCUGUAUGCUUACAUACCUCAUCACAAAAUA
Molecule: messenger RNA, 1909 nt
Organism: Owenia fusiformis
Lineage: Eukaryota; Metazoa; Annelida; Polychaeta; Sabellida; Oweniidae
Source: the annotation of a GenBank genome assembly